Molecule: messenger RNA, 594 nt
Organism: Penicillium waksmanii
Lineage: Eukaryota; Fungi; Ascomycota; Eurotiomycetes; Eurotiales; Aspergillaceae
Exons: 2
Coding region: 1-594 (197 amino acids)
Source: RefSeq, a predicted model, not a curated record
AUGUCGAACUCUGUUCCCAACAUUCAGCAUGGCCAAUUCGAAACACGCUAUGUCCAAAUGGUUGUUCAGUCCGACGAAAUAACAUGGGAAAUUAACGCCCUUGCAAGUGCUUCACAUUGGAUUUUGCUAGCGGGCUAUCUGGUGGUACCGGGGACAUUCACUUCAUUGAAGAAGUCCGAGGAUUUCGGGAAGACUUUGAAAGGCAGUGCGGCAGGAAACGCUGUCCUCAAUGCUAUACAGAAUCCCCCGCUACUCACAACAGCCUGUUUCCUCUUCGUUAUUGGGCUAUGUAUUAUGAUCUUUCUGGGAUGGAAGUUCAGAGAGAACUAUAUCUGGCUAAUGAAUAGACUUCUAAUACCAACUCUUCUCAACGCACUGGCCGGUCUAUUGACUACCAUCAUAAACAUCUGUACAGCAAAUGGAGGAGAUGUUUCUAUUAUGGCACUUUUGACUAUUCUUGCCUCAAGCAUCUCGGUCCUAAUCUCGAUCAUACUGGCAGUAUUCUGUUUCCGAAGAUUGCAGGUCAUAAAAAGGGACCACUAUGCAGAGUUGAGAUUACAUAAUAUGUCCAUUAGCUCGGGGGUGAAUGGUUGA